Messenger RNA from Arachis stenosperma, 1336 nucleotides. Its product is annotated as ankyrin repeat domain-containing protein 2A-like. The record is from RefSeq and is a predicted model, not a curated record. Gene Ontology annotation, molecular function: chloroplast targeting sequence receptor activity; protein binding. Bases 218 to 1255 code for a protein of 345 amino acids. Gene Ontology annotation, biological process: protein targeting to chloroplast. NCBI's taxonomy places the organism in Eukaryota, Viridiplantae, Streptophyta, Magnoliopsida, Fabales, Fabaceae. Gene Ontology annotation, cellular component: chloroplast outer membrane. The transcript has 9 exons.
AGAUUGUGGGCCCCACUCUCUUUGUCCACACACGCCAUUCUCUAUCCAUCCAUCUCUCCCUAUUUUCCAUUUCAUUUUCCACUUCCAAUUUCCAACUUAAACAAUAAACAUAUAUUCAUAUUUAUUUACUACCAACUACUUAUUUAUUUUUAUUUUAUUUUAUUUUCCAUUGAAACACAGUUAGUACCUUAUCUCCCUGCUUCUACUCAGCUAAAUUAUGGCUUCGAAUCCUGAAAAGGAUAUUCCUGCUGAUGACAAAGCUGGCACAGCAGAGAACACAAAUCCCAAGGAUGAAACAUCCUCUGCAGAUUCACAGGCUGGACGAACUUCUGGACCUGCAACUGGGUUUCCAGCCAACCCUUUCGAUUUCUCUGCCAUGUCUGGUCUUCUCAAUGAUCCAAGCAUCAAAGAAUUGGCUGAACAGAUAGCAAAAGAUCCAUCGUUCAAUCAGAUGGCUGAGCAGCUUCAGAAGAGCUUUCAAGGUGCACCACAGGAGGGUAUCCCCAACUUUGAUAAUCAGCAAUAUUAUCAAACCAUGCAACAAGUUAUGCAGAAUCCUAAUUUUAUGACCAUGGCUGAACGUUUGGGUAAUGCAUUGAUGCAGGAUCCAUCAAUGUCUGCCAUGCUUGAAAGUUUUACAAAUCCAACAAACAAAGAACAGCUUGAAGAGAGAAUGGCACGCAUCAAGGACGAUCCAUCUUUGAAACAUAUCUUAGACGAGAUAGAGAACGGCGGUCCUGCUGCUAUGAUGAAAUACUGGAAUAACGAGGAGGCUUUACGGAAGUUGGGGCAAGCAAUGGGCCUUCCAACUUCUGCAGAUGCAGCUGCUUCUGCUGAAAAUCCAGGGGCAGAUGAGACUGAAGAUGUGGGAAAUGAAGAUGAAUCACUUGUUCAUCACACUGCUAGUAUUGGUGAUGUGGAGGGCUUGAAAAAUGCACUAGCCUCUGGUGGUGACAAGGAUGAAGAAGAUGCCGAGGGAAGAACUGCUUUACAUUUUGCAUGUGGAUAUGGCGAGGUGAAGUGUGCACAAGUUCUGAUUGAGGCUGGAGCAAAAGUGGAUGCUUUGGAUAAGAAUAAGAACACAGCUCUUCAUUAUGCAGCUGGCUAUGGCAGGAAGGAGUGUGUUGCCCUACUCCUUGAAAAUGGUGCUGCAGUUACUCUCCAGAACAUGGACGGCAAAACUCCUAUAGAUGUUGCGAAGCUAAACAAUCAAAGUGAUGUCUUAGAGCUGCUUGAAAAAGAUGCUUUCCUGUAGUUGUAAGCCAUAAUGAAUGCCAUGUUGUAAGCAACAAAGAAAAAAGUGGGAAAAAAAAAAAGAAGGGAAAUGAGAGGAAAA